Onthophagus taurus is the source of this 1427-nucleotide messenger RNA. The record is from RefSeq and is a predicted model, not a curated record. Lineage: Eukaryota; Metazoa; Arthropoda; Insecta; Coleoptera; Scarabaeidae.
AAAACAAGUGACCGAAAGAUCUUGCAGAAUUUAUAUUAUUUUAUUAAUCGUUUAGGAAGUAGACGCAUAAUAUCUUUAGUAUAUUGCAACUUUAAAAUACAGUCCAUUAUAUGACUCUCUAACUUCCAAGUUUGUAAACUGUCCAUAUCUGCAUACAAUUCUCAAAUUUUCCAAUAGAAAAUCUAAACGGAAAUACCAUUUCAAUUUUAUUACUUCAAACAAAUUUUAUGUUCCAUUGAGUUUUGUUUUUCAACGAUUUUUUACAAUCAACUUAACUACUGCAUACAAAAUGAUUGAAAUCCGAUUAGUACAUAAGAUAACAUUCAUUAAAAAAAUGGACCCACUGUUUCAAAUUGUUACAUUUCACAACAACUCGUUAAGAAUGGAAUGAAAAAGAAAAUCAUUCAAAAUCACAAUGCGGUAUAAAACACCUACUUCGCUUACAACUGGAACAAUACUAAGCAGAAUUUUACUUCGUUUACUGAAGUAUCUGGAAGUCCAACAACGAUGAUGGGGUUCAAGUUAAUUCUAAUCAUGUGUUUUUUUAUACUUGCAACUGAUGUAAACGGUUUCCUAUUUAAGAAAGCUAGGUUAUUGGGUGAAGAUGAGGCGAAAGAGUUAAUGUUAUCAGGAGAAGGUGGGACCGCUAUCGUUGAUGUCGGCUUAGGAGAUAUGUUAAUAGUAAUGAGUGGAAAAAUGUACACAUGUCGUGAUUUACAAAUAAUAGGAAGUGCUGUAAAAUGUCCCAGCGGUUACGAUAAAUUCGAGUUCAAAAAUACCAAAGAUAUGUGUUUCGCAUUGCGAUACGCUGUCAACGAUGAUAUAGGGAUUAGAAAUUAUUGUCUCUCCCCGAAUUACGAAACAGUCGAUUUCAAAAUAGAAAACGGCCGGUACUUGUGCAAAUCGAGUUCGAGAAGUUUAAACGCAACAAUCAUCACCGAAGACAUUUUUUAUCGCGUGUGCAGAAGACGAAUUUCGGAUCCAAUCAAAGUCCACUUCUUUGCAAAAGAUAGAGAUACAAUGCCUGCUGCAGAUAACGUCGAAUGCAGUCAUUACACGUGCGAAUUUAUGACUUAUAGAAGAUCAAAUAGGAGUUUUCCAGGUGCUAUGAUUCCAAUGAGUGGCAACUUACAACCGGGACCACCUAUCGUACCUCAAAGUUAUCCUGGUUAUCUACCAAGUGGUUAUAUACCAAAUAAUAGAUAUCCUCCUGUGUACCACGAUCAAUCAGCUGGUGGAUAUCAUAAUGAUAAUGCACCAGUUCAAAUGGAUACUCAAGGAUCGUUAGUUUUAAAUCAAGCUUCUGAUGCUGUACAAGAUGAUGCAGACGCGUUGAAAGCAGCCAAACAGAAUAAUCAAUAAACGAACAGAAAUGUUUUAAAUAUUUGAAAUGUUAAUCUCAUAUUAAAUAAAGCACCUUAAAAGUA